GACAGUGUUUACAUUUAGAGCCCCGCACCCACCCACUGUUCCACUCUAUAUCCAACACCUAUCCCACCACCCACCUUCUAGUUCCUCUUUCCACACGCACUUCCCCACCUCCAAUCCCAUCUGCUACCGCCCUUCUCUCAUCGGCCGCCGCUCGGCCCGACAUCCCCGCCCCUCCGUGUGUGCCUGUGACUCAGCUCAAACUAUCCCAUCCUCUGUAACGUAUUGUGUAGGAGUGGCCACGGCCCUUAAUAAAUACUCCAACUGGUUCUGAAUGGGAUAAACAGGUUAAAUCCGUCCUUAAGAAAGACAAAGAGUAAGAGCGACUGAAAGAGAAAGAACAUGGCAGGAAAGGCAUGCAACGUUCUGAUCACAGGAGCCAAUCGUGGCCUGGGGCUGGAGAUGGUCAAACAGCUGGCGGAGAUGUCCUGUCCCGGCCGGAAGAUUUUUGCUGGCUGCCGUGAUCCCAGCGCUCCCAAAUCACAGAGUCUACAGGAGCUGGCAAAGAAGCACCCUGGAGUCAUUCAUGUUAUUCGCCUCGACACCACCGAUCCAUGCAGCGUUAAGGAGUCUGCCAAGCAGGUGAGUUUGGUCCUGGGGAAGAAUGGACUCAACCUGCUGGUGAACAACGCUGGGGUGCUUUUCCACAGCAACAUGCAGACCACCGGAGCCAAGGAGAUGCAGGACUCCUUCAACACCAACGUCGUGGGAACCAUGAUGGUCACCAAGGAGUUCCUGCCGUAUCUGCGUGUGGCCGCCAAGAGCAGUGGAAAAUCAGGGAUGUCCUGCAGCAAGGCAGCUGUGGUCAACAUCUCCACAAUAUUGGGCUCCAUGACAACCGUUUCUGACAUGUACUCCUUCUUCCCUGGCAUUUCAUACCGCAUUAGCAAGGCCGGUCUGAACAUGCUGACUGUCUGUAACGCAGUGGAAUUCAAGGAGGACGGGAUCCUGUUUGCGCUCCUACACCCAGGAUGGGUGCGCACUGACAUGGGGGGAGAAGGGGGGGAAAUUGAGGCCCCUGAGAGUGUCAUUGGUAUGCUGCAAGUUAUGGAUUCCCUGACUGAGAAGCAGAACGGAGCUUUUCUGGGCUACAACGGAAAACCAGUGUCCUGGUAAAAAUGAAGAAGGGGUGAUCAUUGUGUUCCAGCGCAUUAUGUGACAUAAUUUAUCUGUCUGGUUACCAUCUAACUCAGGCAUCUUAUGCAAUCAAAUGUUUUUUUAAAAGAUCCAUGAAUACUUGAGUUUUUUUUUCAUAAUACUAUAUGUUUGGCCUUGUGUUGCAUAUUCUAAACAAUAGUAAAUGCAAUUAAUAAAGUUAGAUACAAAUG
Messenger RNA from Clupea harengus (Atlantic herring), 1325 nucleotides. RefSeq lists its product as uncharacterized. Lineage: Eukaryota; Metazoa; Chordata; Actinopteri; Clupeiformes; Clupeidae. Gene Ontology annotation, molecular function: oxidoreductase activity. The record is from RefSeq and is a predicted model, not a curated record. Gene Ontology annotation, cellular component: cytoplasm.